CCGCACUUCGGCCUGGACGAGCUUCUGAUCCUGGCAACACCAGAGCGAUAUAUCCGAGAUGAGAGAGCGGCUUGAUGCUUGACAGAAUUCAUGGCUCGGAAGAAACGAGAUUAUGUUCCAAAAGUCAAGGGAUGUUACGAGUGCUCUCAACGUCGAAUUGAUUGCGAUGGCACGCGGCCGAGCUGCGCAAAGUGUAAAAACCGCGGGAUCACAUGCAGCGGCUUCGUUUUGAAGUAUAAGUUCUUGGACGGCUUUUCAUCACGACAAAGGUCUACUUCUGGUGGUCGAGGUGCGCUGCUGAGGGACGCCCUUGCUCAGACAUCAGCGCAUGGUUCCGCGAGGGUCACGUCAAAGGUGCUUGAACCGUUUCGGGACUCACCAGCUUGGGACGACGUGUACUGGAACAGCUCGGCUCGCACAUACAGUGAUGGUGGCGAAUGGUCUAGUCAGGGAGGUGGUUCAGAAAGAGACCUAGGUUGUAAUGUCUCCACCAGUAAAGAUCAUGCCGACGAUAAAGAGGAACUAUCUUCGGGUGUAAUCGACGACUUGUGCAUCAUAUCGCAAACUUCCCGACCAGAUACCGACAGCGUCUCCGCAGAGCCACUAUCGCCAGUGAAUCUCAGCGUGCUGGAGCCGUGGAAGGAGUUUCUACUCACUCAUUUUUCGGAAGCUAUUGCCCCCGAGAUGGUAGUAGUGGAUGACAUCAACAACGGCUGGCGACGUUUGAUCCUACCAAUAGCAUGGUCAAAUGCAAUGGUAAUGGACGCCAUUCUUGCCGUGUCAGCAUUCCAUCUUUCAGGGAGGGCGAUUUUGCAACCCGUAGUCAAUGCGGACAGGCUUUAUGCCUUAGCAAUCAACCAGCUGCUGAACCGCAAGGACCUGGCAGAUCGAAGCGAUGAGCCCAAGCAGCUCGUGGUUCUGGCCAUUGUUGUGCUUCUGGUUUCUGUCAUGGUCAAUGGUAUGCCAGACUUUCCUAUCGUCUUCCAGAUGCUGGAAGCCGCCGUAACGGCUAUUGGAGGUGAUGCGGCCCUUGAAGACGGAAGAGAGAUGGGCAGCUUUCUUUUGAGGCAGAUUCGCAAGAUGCGAGUCUACGCUGCACCUCUGGUCAGUCAGGAUGCCGGAAAGAACGCAAUUUUGUACCAUUCCCGGGAGAGUUUCGACUGUCUCUACUACUACCACAACUUGUAUCCCGAUCAUUGUCCAACGUUUGACCUUAUCGCCGAUAUCCGCCAGCAGGCCUUCAACAUAUACCUCUGUCGAGUGUUGACAAACGACAAUGAAACUCCUUUACUGCCCUCAUGUGUCGAUGCUAUCGAGACGUUCCAACGGAGCCUGGAGGCUUUCCCAGAAGGUGCACUAGGGGAACACAUACUUGUCUGGCCUACGUUCAUUGCUGCGCUCGAAUGUCAUACCUCCGAGCAGCGGCUAUUCUUUGAAGAAUUUCUACUCAGACAGUAUCACCGUAACAAUUUCUUGAAUAUUCCGAAGGCUUUGGUGUUUUUGAGAAAUAUCUGGUCGCAGGACGAGGGCCAGUUAUGUUGGCCUGCACUUAUCCCGCAACUUCGGGUUUUCAUCAUGUAGAAUGUAAAUGUAGCAUGAGUCAAUAUUGAGGUUUUACUUUUAUCUUUCGUGAAGACCCCGUCCUUCAGUACACACACCAGAGCAUGUAACCUACCUAUAGAAUCCACCAAAUGCUGGUAGACGCCUUUGGAGACCUCAGACACAGCCCAACCACGGCCAUUCGAGCAUGUGAUGAGUCCAUUCCGAGUCAUGAAUGUUGGCUGUGCCGCUUUGUAUCUGCAAGCAGCCCCAAC
Molecule: messenger RNA, 1814 nt
Organism: Colletotrichum acutatum
Lineage: Eukaryota; Fungi; Ascomycota; Sordariomycetes; Glomerellales; Glomerellaceae
Exons: 4
Coding region: 91-1581 (496 amino acids)
Biological process (GO): positive regulation of transcription by RNA polymerase II
Cellular component (GO): nucleus
Molecular function (GO): transcription cis-regulatory region binding; zinc ion binding; DNA-binding transcription factor activity, RNA polymerase II-specific
Source: RefSeq, a predicted model, not a curated record